UAUAUUCAUUCGCUAAAACCCUAACACAUAAAUAAAACUCACUCUAAAAAAAACAACAAAGCAAUUAUUAUUAUUAUUAUUAUUAUUAUUAUUAUUAUUGUUAACAAUGGCGGAAUCUGGACCAGUAGAACAACAACAACAACAACAAGAAGUAGUGUCUUUGAAAGAUAAAGGAAAUGAAUAUUUCAAGGCUGGAAAUUACUUAAAAGCAGCUGCCAUUUACACUCAAGCCAUCAAGAAAGAUCCUUCUAAUCCUACCCUUUUCAGUAAUCGUGCGGCUGCAUUUUUAAAUCUUGUUAAGCUCCAAAAAGCUCUAGCUGAUGCCGAAACCACGAUAUCUUUGAAUCCCACCUGGGAAAAGGGUUACUUUAGGAAAGGGUGCGUAUUAGAGGCGAUGGAGCGAUACGAUGAUGCGUUGGAUGCUUUUAAUAUAGCUUCACAGCACAAUCCACAAAGUACCGAGGUGUCAAGAAAGAUCAAGAGGCUUACACAAUUGUCAAAAGAUAAAAAGCGGUCGGAAGAAGUUAACAGUUUGAGAUCCAACGUUGAUCUCGCAAAGCACUUGGACGCUUUCAAGUCGGAAUUGGCACACAAGCAUGUAGGUGAGGAAUCUUGGAAAGAUAUUUUCUCUUUCGUUGUGGAAACAAUGGAGAGUGCUGUUAAAUCAUGGCAUCAGACGUCCAAUGUCGAUGCUAGAGUUUAUUACCUGUUUGAUAAGGAAAAAACCGACACUGAGAAAUAUGCACCUGUUGUCAAUAUUGAUAAGGCAUUUGAGUCACCCCAUACACAUGGUGACUGUGUUUCCUUUUUGAGGCAAUAUGCUGUGGACUCAAUCUCUAGAGCAGCAUGCUUGGUUGCACCGAAGAAUAGCAUAUCAUACCCACAGGCUUUUUAUACAUGAUCUAAGGGGAAGUAUGGGAAACGCCUAGAGGCUAAGUUUUCUCCUUUUCUUUUACCUUUUUUUUUUUGUAUGUGUAUCUCUCAUAAAAAUUCUUCUUAAACAUGAGUACGAAGUCUUUACGAUUAUUGUUGAAGGCCAAAUUACCUACAUUAAUCUAUUUUACGUAUCAAAGGUAUGUAAAGUUGGCAGCUGCUUCUACUUCAUUCUGACUCCGGUCUCCGGAACACUGGAAUUUUAAAGGCCACAUAUCAUUUCCCUUCCAUUUUAACUGUAAUCAGUUCAUUUUUCAUAUUGUUACUUUAAAAGGCCAAAAAUCAACAAUCUUUUUUUUCUUUUGCAUUUCUAUUUUAUUAUGUGGACUCUGAGAAAGCAGCGUAAAGACUCACUCAUAGGAGGAAUACUGCUAUAGUAGUAAGAUAUCCCUUUGGAAAGUAAUUUGUUCUAGCUGUAAGAAUUUGUGUCAUCAUUGAUGUCAGACAUAUAUCUAUUAAUCCGUCUCCGAUUGAUGGUUUCUCUAGGAUUGUAGCUUAUGUGCUUUCCCUCUAUAAUUUUUCUUUUUACUGAGCAUAGAUCAUACAGUCAUAUGCCUUGGACUAUGGGGAAUCCAUUUGUCGGGGUCAAAUAAAUAAAUGAGCAAAUGGAAUAUGAAAUGGCAUAUCUUGGUUAAUGAAAACACAUCAUUCCUGAAUUCUAAGGUAAUAAUUGUAGUAACGAUCAUAAGAGUGGACAAAAGUACCUGGUUUUGAAAAUACACCCACUGUAAAACAUUACUCUGAAUUCAAUGUAUUUAUUUCAGAAUAAUUAACAGAUAAAUAUUUUUUUAACAAUAUGCUAGUAUGCUACAGUGUUUUGAAAA
Erigeron canadensis is the source of this 1757-nucleotide messenger RNA. RefSeq names its product hsp70-Hsp90 organizing protein 2. The record is from RefSeq and is a predicted model, not a curated record. The transcript is spliced from 7 exons. NCBI's taxonomy places the organism in Eukaryota, Viridiplantae, Streptophyta, Magnoliopsida, Asterales, Asteraceae. Bases 107 to 901 code for a protein of 264 amino acids. Gene Ontology annotation, molecular function: Hsp90 protein binding.